Molecule: messenger RNA, 1083 nt
Organism: Lathyrus sativus (Indian pea)
Lineage: Eukaryota; Viridiplantae; Streptophyta; Magnoliopsida; Fabales; Fabaceae
Source: the annotation of a GenBank genome assembly
AUGGGAGCUCAAAAGAGCAUCCAUGCUGGCAAAGCAAAAAUUGACGUUAAUGUCGAUUUUACUCACAAACUAUGUACUUCUUUGAUGCUCAAUACCUUCAGUAGUGCUGGCAAUCCUCUUUCAUUAGUAAUUGGAAGUCUCUGCAUCAAACACCCGAACUUAUUUGGUGGAAGUGAGAAGCUUGAUGUUUCAUGGGACAAGGGUUUGUAUGAUUCAAAUAUCUUAAUCGCGUAUAGGAGGCCACGGCAAGAAUGUCUUGCUCAUCAGUCUUUUGUAGUGCAGCAUUCUUUUUCACCAGAGAUUGGAACCCAUGGUAUUCCUAUGAACAACUUCUCCCGCUCGGGAAGUGGAGGAGUAAAUUUAUCUAGAUUAUCGGUUGGAAUGGACUUGAAGGAACCUGUGAGUUCAGUGUGGAGCAGCACAUCCAGCAUAAAAUUUGAGCAUGUUCGCCCAUUUAACGAUGAUGGACGCAGUAUAAGUAGGGACUAUGAUGGGUUUGCUUUGACUUACAGUGGGAGUCCACAUGACAGUAUGGUAGUGUUAAAGCAUGAAUCUCGCUUUGCAAAGGCAAACGAUCAUAGCUUUUUUCAUUUUAAUCUUCAAAUAGAACAAGGUAUUCCAGUUCUUUCAAAGAUGAUAAUUUUCAACCGAUUCAAAUUUGCUGCUUCGAAAGGAAUCAAACUUGGACCAACACUUCUCUUGACAAGACUUACAGGUGGUUCGAUCGUUGGGGACAUGGCUCCUUACCAAGCAUUUUCCAUUGGAGGGCUUGGGAGUGUUCGAGGGUAUGGAGAAGGAGCUGUCGGAUCUGGUAGAUCAUGUCUGGUGGCUAAUAGCGAACUGACCCUCCCUUUGAAUAAGGUGUUGGAGGGUGCGGUUUUCAUGGAUUGUGGAACAGAUUUGCGGUCUGGUUAUCUUGUACCCGGAAAUCCAGCUUUAAGGCAAGGUAAACCAGGAUAUGGUGCUGGAAUGGGAUGUGGAGUUAGAUUGAAAUCACAGUUUGGUCAUUUUCAAGUUGAUUAUGCUGUUAAUGCAUUUAAGCAGGGAAUUUUCUAUUUUGGCCUCAGCAAUCUUGCUUCAUGA